UUUCACAUUCGCACUUUCGCGCAAUGGCGACUUUUACGUAUUACUUAGCUCGACAGCGCGUGUUCAGAUGUUUAAUACAGCGAAGAUUUUAUUGUAUGUGUAUCUCUGGGAAGAAGUCAGUAAAUGGAGUGAAUCUCUUCUAUCAGUUCACAGGACAGGGCUCUCACGCUCUACUGCUGAUGCCCGGAGCUUUAGGAAGUGGACCGACUGAUUUUGGCCCUCAGCUUGAGAAACUAAACAAGAGUCGAUUUACGGUGGUGGCAUGGGACCCGAGGGGAUACGGGCGCUCACGUCCUCCUGACAGAGACUUUCCUGCUGAUUUCUUCCACAGAGAUGCCAAAGAUGCAGUGGAUUUAAUGCAAGCUCUGGGUUUUACUCGUUUCUCUCUGUUAGGAUGGAGUGAUGGUGGUAUAACUGCUUUGAUAAUGGCUGCGUUAAAUCAUGGCCUCAUUAAUAAAUUAGUGGUUUGGGGCUCCAACGCCUACGUCUCAGAGGAAGACAUUCAGAUUUAUCAAUCAAUUCGUGACGUGUCAUUAUGGAGUGAACGAAUGAGACGGCCGAUGGAGGAGAUGUACGGUGCUCAGUACUUUCGUGAGACCUGGGAGAAAUGGGUCGAUGCCAUGAGACAGUUUGCAUAUAAUCCACAGGGUAACAUAUGCACAGAGCUGUUGCACUUAAUUCACUGUCCUACACUGAUUGUACAUGGGGCUAAAGAUCCUGUCGUUCCCUAUUUUCACCCACAAUACCUUCUGAAAAACAUCAAAGAUUCAAGGUUGCAUGUCAUACCAGAUGGGAAACAUAAUUUGCACUUGCGUUAUACCAGUGAAUUUAACACACUGGUGGAGGAGUUUCUGAAUGACUGAUUGAGUGGAUAAAUAAAGACUCAAACACUCGGUGAUCUACAGACUGCAACGCCCUACUUGUGAACAUAGCUUUGUAUUGUAUUGCUUUGUAGCUCUAUAGCAGUGCAAAAGGUCAUUGGUUCGAUACAUACAUGGAUUAAAUAUAUAUUUAUAUUGUGAUGCAUGAAGUUGCUUUGGAUAAAAGCAUCUGCCAAAUGCAUAAUGUAUACCGUGUUCAUUGUUGGCUCUUAAGACAAAAUGCUUUCUUAAUCCUUAAUCAGACUUUUCAUUCAUUUUUUAAAACUGUUACCUUCAUCUCUGAGGCAUGAAACUCUGUGACUAUUCCUAAAUAAUCUAUCUAAACAUGCACAAAAUAACUAGGCUUGAUUUUUUUGUUUUAAAGGUGUGUAAAAAAAAUUACCGUUUAAGGUGUUUGGGGUCAAAUUGACCCCAUGUUGAAAAUGAAUGGGAAAAUAAAAACAAUUUCAUUUUGAAUGAAUUGGAAAAUGAAAAAAAAGUAAAUAAAAAAAAAGUAAAUCUAUUAUAAAUCUGAAAAUUUCUACAUAUAAACUAAGGUCUGGUCCUGGAGCAUAAAUAAAAAGUGGAAUUAACUUUCCAUCUCAUACACAGUCACAAAAUACAGAAUUUUUAUGUAUUUCAGAAUGUUUAAAUAUAUAUUCACAAAAUAUAUAUCGUUGUGAGAAGUUGAAGCGUCAACAAAAAAAGUGAAAAUGAAAUGAGUCCCUACCUCUGUUGGAUUUAUGUGUUCAUUGCACUUUCAUUAUAAUUUCUAAAGUUUUUCCACAAAACAGCAGAUGUCAGUAUUCUAUCCCUAACACAUAGAGCAAUGUCCACAAACAAUUUAGAUUUAAUUAAGAUCGACAUUUAAGUGAUUUAUUUAAAGAAAUAUUUUUUUUCAUGAGCCAAUUUAUGGCCUAGUUAAGUAAUUGUGUGUAUAGUUUUCCAUAUAAAAAUGUAUAUUUCCUUAAGCAAUCGCUCUUUAAAAGUUUGGGGUCUAUCAGAUUUAUUCUGCACACUUGUA
Messenger RNA from Paramisgurnus dabryanus, 1884 nucleotides. RefSeq names its product biphenyl hydrolase like (gene bphl). Lineage: Eukaryota; Metazoa; Chordata; Actinopteri; Cypriniformes; Cobitidae. Gene Ontology annotation, molecular function: serine hydrolase activity. The record is from RefSeq and is a predicted model, not a curated record.